AUGCGAUUGGAAUAUACCCUCCUUGGCCGAAGCAUUUACCCCUAUGACGAGAAUAUGAUGGUCAAACGCGUCACCAACGACGUUGCAGGAACCAGUCAGAGCUUCAUCGACUAUGUUGCGGAUUUCGAUCAAGGUGCUCGGCCUCUCCCCCUGGAUGCCUGGAAGUUAGUCUACUGCGACUUGUAUUUUGUCGAUGGGGGCAGUGCUACACUACAGGAGAUCUACGAGGCACGUCUUCGCGAAGAGGAGCUACAAACUCCUGCCGCCCGAGCCAGAGACCUUGUACGGAAUAAUUCGCUCAAGAAAGCUCGGAGAAACUCCAAAUGGAUGAUUCCGGCCAUCGAAGGCCUUCCGGCUGAGGAUCAAUGCCAAUGGACACUGCAGGACGUUAUAUCCGUACAAGAACUCCUGAGACAGGGAAAACACGAGGAAGCUAUGGGUCCGCUUUCGAGACAGCAUGAAUAUAAGCAGACUCUGGCAAGACUCUGGAAACAGGUGUCUCCUGCGCCACCAGCUUGGAUGAAGCAUAUCCUCGAGACCCGUCAAAAAUGGGGGUUUGUCCAUUAUUUAUCCAGACAGGUUAACCAGAAACAUGGCUCUAACUGGGAACCACUUUGGAGCGACAUUCAAUUAACCUGGACGAACACUUAUGGCGGGAGAGAUAUGGCAGAUGCAACUUGGAUGGCCAUCCAUUGCCAAGGUGAAGAAAACCGAAAGGUGUUGGAGCCGCUCCUGACUGAGGAUUGGCCUACGUUUCGACCUUCGCCAGAAUUACCUGAAGACGACGACUUGAGAACACACUUUAAACAAUAUGUACGGGAGAAAGACCAUCUCCUGUCGCCGGGAAUUCUACGAAAUACCUUCAUCGUGAUUCCUAUUGAACUGAUCCCCAAACCGUCUGAGGAUGGCGAUUUCACGACGAGCGAGAAUCUUGAUCCUUACUGGGUUUGGGCAUAUGAUGCCGACUGGGAUAGCUCAGAUGAAGCAACUGUCGUCGAUGGGGAGACGUACCAGGGACGCGUCAAGGUGGCAAAAUGGUCAAUCAGCUCGUGGUUCUACGCUGCUCGGUGGGAGGGAGUGAGUCUUCGGGAUAUGUGGCUCAAGGCGCAGAAGCACCCAGAAAAGUUGUGGAUCUGUUAUAUCAAGAACCUGGAGGAAUGGGAUCACGAGCCAUAUGUUUAG
Molecule: messenger RNA, 1182 nt
Organism: Fusarium tjaetaba
Lineage: Eukaryota; Fungi; Ascomycota; Sordariomycetes; Hypocreales; Nectriaceae
Exons: 2
Coding region: 1-1182 (393 amino acids)
Source: RefSeq, a predicted model, not a curated record